Messenger RNA from Corvus hawaiiensis (hawaiian crow), 776 nucleotides. RefSeq names its product feather keratin Cos1-1/Cos1-3/Cos2-1-like. NCBI's taxonomy places the organism in Eukaryota, Metazoa, Chordata, Aves, Passeriformes, Corvidae. The transcript has 2 exons. Gene Ontology annotation, molecular function: structural constituent of cytoskeleton. The record is from RefSeq and is a predicted model, not a curated record. Bases 168 to 464 code for a protein of 98 amino acids. Gene Ontology annotation, cellular component: intermediate filament.
CAGCUCUUUCCUGGCUGGAGGUCUCAGCUGAUCGAGGCUGUCAGAGCCCAGGGCUGGCAGCUGCUUCUGCUGGGAGAAGGCAGGGGGGAGAAGAUCUUGUGCAGAGAGAGGCUGGGACUUGGCUGAGGUGGCUCCUGGGCUUUGAGGUGCACCUGUGACCCCGAGCCAUGUCCUGCAACCCUUGCUGCCAGCCCUGCGGCCCCUGCCCGCUGGCCAACAGCUGCAAUGAGUGCUGUGUCAGGCAGUGCCAGAGCUCCACCGUCGUCAUUGAGCCGCCUGCUGUGCUGGUGACCCUGCCCGGGCCCAUCCUCAGCUCCUUCCCACAGAACACCGUGGUGGGAUCCUCCACCUCCGCUGCUGUUGGCAGCAUCCUCAGCUCUGGUGGAGUGCCCAUCAACUCUGGCGGCUUUGACAUCUCCUGCAUCACCAGCGGCUAUGGUGGCAGAUGCUGUCCCCCCUGCUAAAUCUGCUGGCAACAUCCUCAGACAAGAACCUUCAAGACCUCAGAACUUGGGGCUGGACUGAAGACAGAAUUUUUGGAACAUUUUUGCCAUUAGCUUACUGUUGCCUUGUACCACUCUCUUCCCUUUCUCUUCCCUUCCUUCCCUGUCAUCACCACCCAAUGCCAGCCUGUUGGGGACCUGUCGGUCUCCUUCCCUCCCUCUGCAGGCCAGGCAGAUGGACACCCUCAUUGCAUCUUAAUGUCUGCUCCUGGUGCCCCCUGUGAGUUUCCACCUUCUCUACUUUGGACUCAAUAAAGUUGUUUUGCAUCCAAA